AUGCCUUCCCCGUUGAGGCUGGUCUUGUUGCUUACUUUGCCAGUGGUUCUGGCAGCUCCAGCGCCACACAAACGAGCUGCUAAUCCGAUCGUGAUCAUUCCCAACCCAGAGGCCACCGUCGUCGGCUUCUCGAGCCCGAACAAGGUUGACAACUUCAAUGGCAUACCCUUCGCACUGGCUCCGACCGGAUCGCUUCGGUUGAAACCACCCCGGCCAAUCCAAACCUCGCUCGGCAAUUUCCAGGCUACUUCCGUUGCCAAGUCCUGCCCGCAGUUCCUUUUCAGUACCGACACAAAGGAAAUUCCGAGCUCUGUACUCGGGAAGCUGGCAGUUAUUCCCAUUUUUCAAACAAUCACCCAUGCAAGUGAAGACUGUUUGACUUUGGAUGUAUGCCGUCCGUCGGGGACCAACGCCGACGCAAAGCUACCGGUGGUGGUGUGGAUCUACGGCGGUGGAUUUGAGCAGGGCUCCACGGCGAAGUACGAUGGCUCAAGCUUUGUAGCGAGUUCUGUAAAGCUACAAAUGCCAGUCAUAUUUGUUGCCAUGAACUAUCGCCUUGGUGGGUUUGGAUUUCUUCCGGGUGCAGAGGUUCUUAAGGAUGGCUCAGCCAACCUCGGGCUCUUGGAUCAACGGCUGGCCUUGAAGUGGGUUGCAGACAACAUAGCAGCAUUUGGAGGCGAUCCUUCGAAGGUCACGAUUUGGGGCGAGUCCGCCGGAGCCAUCUCCGUUUUUGAUCAGAUGGCUUUAUAUGAUGGCGAUAACACAUACAAUGGGGCCCCACUCUUCCGCAGUGCGAUCAUGAACUCCGGUAGCAUUGUGCCUGCCAAUGAUGUUGACGGCACGAAAGGACAAGCGGUCUAUGACACCGUGGUGGAGAAUGGUGGCUGCACUGGGGCGAGUGAUACCCUCGCGUGUCUACGUGGGCUGGACUACACCAAGUUCCUUAGUGCUGCCAACUCCGUCCCAGGUAUCCUGGGCUAUAACUCCGUCGCCGAGUCAUACUUGCCCCGCCCGGAUGGCAUGGUCUUGACCGAAUCAGCAGAGCAACUCGUCAUGAAGGGAAAAUAUGCGCCGGUUCCAUUCAUCAUCGGUGACCAGGAAGACGAAGGGACUAUCUUCGCUCUGUAUCAGAAUAACCUGACGACAACCGACCACAUCGUCGACUAUCUGCAGAGUCUAUAUUUCUUCGAUGCCUCGCGACAGCAGAUUGCAGAUCUUGUCGCGACAUAUCAAGACAUUCAAGAAGAUGGCUCCCCGUUCCGCACAGGGUCAUUGUACAACUGGUACCCACAAUACAAACGACUUGCGGCCAUUUUGGGAGACCUCUCGUUUACCCUCACACGCCGUAUCUUCUUGAACUACGCCCAGGACGCAAAACCUGAUGUUCCCUUUUGGUCUUACCUCUCGUCCUAUGAGCAUAACGUCCCCUUUCUGGGAACAUACCAUGGAUCUGAUAUCGCUCGAGUGCUCUACGGCGUCCUGCCAGACUAUGCAUCUCAGUCCCUGCACUCAUAUUAUUUGUCAUUUGUGUAUGAGCAGGACCCGAACGCAAAGGCUGACAAGUACAUGAAUUGGCCCCAAUGGGCUGACAACCACUCAUUGAUGAAUUUCUUCGAUGAUCAUGGCACCUUGUUGCGAGAUGACUUCCGUCGGGAUAGUUACGAUUAUAUGAUGGAAAACCUUGCUUCCCUACAUAUCUGA
Molecule: messenger RNA, 1701 nt
Organism: Penicillium bovifimosum
Lineage: Eukaryota; Fungi; Ascomycota; Eurotiomycetes; Eurotiales; Aspergillaceae
Product: putative extracellular lipase
Exons: 1
Coding region: 1-1701 (566 amino acids)
Source: RefSeq, a predicted model, not a curated record